CUUUAACCGGAAGUUACGGUUUGAUGUAACCAGAAUAUCCAAGAUGGCGGCGCUGGUGGCACCACGUCUGGCUCUGUUUGGCUCCUUUUCAACGCGGCCAGUUUCCAUUUUUGCUUUACAGCAGAAAUGUCUCCACAGCAGUGCUAAAAGUGAAAGUACCACCGGCACAAGCGUGGUGCCAGUCAGAGAGAGAAGCACGGCCGUGGCAGCAGCCAAACCAGCAGCGGUGGCCAGCAGCAAGGGGGAGUAUGUGGUGGCCAAGCUGGAUGAUCUGGUCAACUGGGCUCGUAGGAGCUCUCUGUGGCCCAUGACCUUUGGCCUGGCGUGCUGCGCGGUGGAGAUGAUGCACAUGGCGGCCCCUCGUUACGACAUGGACCGCUUCGGGGUCGUGUUCAGAGCGAGUCCUCGGCAGGCGGAUGUCAUGAUUGUGGCAGGAACCCUGACCAAUAAGAUGGCACCGGCUCUGCGGAAGGUGUACGACCAGAUGCCUGAGCCCAGAUACGUCAUCUCCAUGGGAAGUUGUGCUAAUGGAGGAGGUUAUUACCACUACUCUUAUGCUGUAGUACGAGGCUGUGACCGCAUCGUGCCGGUGGACAUUUACGUUCCAGGUUGUCCUCCCACGGCGGAAGCUCUCCUCUACGGCACUUUACAGCUGCAGAAGAAAAUCAAGCGAGAGAAGAAGUUAAGGAUCUGGUACAGGAAGUGAAUGAGUGGUAUAUAUAUAUCUGUGUGUAAAUGUUCUAUUUCUGGUUUCAUUUAGACUCUGCAUCUUCUCCAUUUAGAGGUGCAGAGACUUCAAUAAAUGAAAUAUUGUAAUUUAUGCCAAUCUGCUUAUUAUGAGAAACGGCAGCGUCAGCUCAGUGUUACUGUUUCAAAAUACAUUGUAAUAACAAAUGGGUUUAAGCACCAUUUAUGACUACACUCUGUUGUAAACAAAACAGUUGGUAAACCACAGUCGGAAUAAAGGUUAUUUCCAAUAAAGUUUUCUUCAAAAAAAAAAAAA
This is a messenger RNA of Fundulus heteroclitus (mummichog), 1003 nucleotides long. RefSeq names its product NADH:ubiquinone oxidoreductase core subunit S7 (gene ndufs7). The record is from RefSeq and is a predicted model, not a curated record. The transcript has 8 exons. Gene Ontology annotation, biological process: electron transport coupled proton transport; mitochondrial respiratory chain complex I assembly; aerobic respiration. The coding region runs from base 44 to 706 and encodes 220 amino acids. NCBI's taxonomy places the organism in Eukaryota, Metazoa, Chordata, Actinopteri, Cyprinodontiformes, Fundulidae. Gene Ontology annotation, molecular function: quinone binding; NADH dehydrogenase (ubiquinone) activity; 4 iron, 4 sulfur cluster binding.